This is a messenger RNA of Notodromas monacha, 465 nucleotides long. The record is from the annotation of a GenBank genome assembly. NCBI's taxonomy places the organism in Eukaryota, Metazoa, Arthropoda, Ostracoda, Podocopida, Cyprididae.
AUUUUGACCAUCACAGCUGAUUUGGCUAAGGAAGAGGACACUGUUGGACUGGUGGAGAAAACUUUGGCCAGAUUUUCAAGGCUUGACAUCCUGAUUGCAAAUGCUGGGAUUUGUCCUCCUGCAUACUUGGCAAACACAACAAUGGACCUCUAUGAUGAAGUCAUGAAUGUGAACCUGAGGUCUGUGUUUUUGCUUCUGAAAGUCGCCAUGCCCCAUUUGGAAGCUACCAAGGGUAGUGCAGUGGUGGUCUCCAGGCGAUGUUGUCAUUGGACUGUCAUCCUUCAAAAGUUCCCAUCCAUGGUGGCCUACUGUGUAAGCAAAGCAGGACUGGACCAUUUGGUGAGAUGCUGUGCUUUGGAUGUUGCCAGGAAAGGAAUUAGGGUCAAUGGUGUCAAUCCUGGAGCAAUUUGGACUGAUGCCUACAAAAAGUACAACAUAAUUGGUGCCAACCCCACACCUGAUGAU